Molecule: messenger RNA, 1554 nt
Organism: Clonostachys rhizophaga
Lineage: Eukaryota; Fungi; Ascomycota; Sordariomycetes; Hypocreales; Bionectriaceae
Source: the annotation of a GenBank genome assembly
AUGCGUGCUCUGGCUGCCAUGAUCCAAGGCCUUCCGGCUCAGUUUACAUUCUUCGAGGGUCGAAAAACCAAGGUGGACGAAAACGACUACAGGUUACUUGUAUAUCAACACUCUGGUUCCUAUGGGCGUCCAUGGGAGACGAGCAAAGAAUAUGUACGAUCCAUCGAUGCGGAUCACAAGACUAUGAUCAAAUUCUCUCCCACGAGUGAAGUUUAUAAUGAAAUUUCCUUCUUUUUGCGGACUUAUUUUAUUCCGGAGGCUCCCCAUACGAUCAAGAAGCGUUUGAUGCACCUCCGCUCAGAGGUACAGGAUCUACCUUCCACUCAUGUUACGAAUCAGCCUUUUGGGCCUUCCGUUCUCCCUCAGUACAUGGGCGACCAAGUCAUCCAGCAUCGAGAGGGUGUCGUCAUGAAAAUGACCCAUUGCCUUGAAACAACCGGCAACCAGUUUCCAGCAUUUUACCUGUAUGGCAUCGGUGGUGUUGGCAAGACACAGGCCGCGCUCAAGUAUAUAGCUGAAAGGUCCUACAUUUACAAGCGAAUUCUUUGGGCUAAUGCCAGCACUGCGGUAGAGCUCGCAUCCGAUUUUGAUUGUAUUGCAGCAGAGCUUGACUGCAAGGUGAAUGAGACUAUGAACCCCGAAGCGAAUCGUGAGGCUGUCAAGGUCUGGUUGCAGAAUAAUUCAGACUGGCUACUUGUGUUCGACGGUGCUGACGAUGUUAGUCACCUUUCCCCUUUCUGGCCAUCGGCAAAAAAGGGCUGCAUUAUUAUUACGUCUAGAAGUCCUAAAAUCGCUUACUACCCGAUGGUUACUGGAGGCGCUCGUCUGGAUUGUUUUUCUGAGGAGGAUGGAGCACAGGUGUUGUCCAGAAUUUCCGAAGAUCUUCAUGAUUACGAGCUGGCAAAACAGAUAUCGAGGAGACUUGGUGGUCUGCCUCUUGCAAUCGCACAAGUGGCAUCUAUUAUCGCCAGCCGUUCCAUCACACUGGCUGAUUUCCUCGAGAAAUACGAUCAAUCCGGUCCUGAAGUGGUUGAACGGAGUGACAAUUAUGCAACUUCUGGGUAUCGCGGGGAUCUGGCUACAGUUUGGAACCUGCAAUUCUCCCGUCUAUCAGCUGUAUCUCAAAGUCUAAUGGAGGUAUUAUCACUCCUACAUCCAGACUACAUCCAGCUCGACGUUUUGGCCACUAUUAUGAAGUGGGGAGAAAGGGCCCUGUGGAAUGCCCUAAGAGAGCUAGCCAACAAUGCCCUGGUUCAAAAAGACAACAGUGGUGAUGAAUCGACGCACUUUUUGGUUAUACAUAGACUCGUUCAAGAUGCCUACCGGUGUACCUGGGCCCCCGAAACGUGGCAGAGAGCAUUCAACGAGGCCUAUUCCUGCAUCGACAGCAAGUUUCUUAAACAAGACAGGGGACAGACGAUGGUUCCAUUAUACCGCGAAUGUCGGAAAUAUGAGAGCCACGUUCUCAGUUUAAUUACUCACUUCACAUCACGACAAGACUUGUUAGACCCAUCCGUUGAGUUCGUCGAGACCUUGGCCCACUGCGGGUGGUAA